AUGUUAUUUCUUCUUUUUCUUCUACCCAUCUCUGGCCUGGUGACCGAGGCUUUCUUCGAGUCACACUGCCAAGAUGGGCAAUCGAAAUCGUGCACCAAUGGUUGCCAACGGGGCCUGGAGCGUUAUUUCAACGGAGUAGCGAACCGCGUCCUGCCCGGUCACGGCUACCGCAACCUGACGGUAGCUUCGCCGGUCCUGUGCGGCAGGGAGUGUCUUAUCGAUGAUCGCUGCUUCUCUUUCCACUACUCGGAGGGGAAGAUGCGGUGUGAGUUGAACGGGGCUACAGCGUCGCGAUACCCGAUGGAUCUGACUGAGAUGGAUGGUAUCUUCUACUACGGUCCGGAAGAGCCAAAACUUGUUCAGCUCCUGGCAUCCGGGGAUAACACAGGUUUUCCUAGCCUGACCGACUGUUGGUACCACACUCACGCAUCGGCAGCCACUGAGUGCAGCAAGACCGGCCAACAGCUAUGCCUUCAUGCGCAACUUGACCACGCCUCUGGGGAGAAAUACCCGGCCACACCUCUCUCAUGGUACGCUGAUACUGACAGCCUGGCCGUGCUGACCGAGACCGGAGUGACCUACCACGACCUGCCGCUGACCGCCCCGUCUCCCGGCUUGUGCUGCUCCCUCCCGUACGUCUACCGUGACCCAGUCCGCACUGCAUCGCUGUAUGCUGUCGCAGACCGUGCCGGGCAGGCUAGUGGAUGCUCUGAUCAGGGAGCUCAUCCCUGCACCCUGGCCGAACUGAAGGAGGCGUACGACAACGGCUACAGAUCAUCAACCUGGCUGUACUUCGCUACACCAAACCGUGAUGCGUCAGUUGCGGAUGGGGGAUGUGGGUCAAGAACAGGCGACGAGUGUUACCAAGAUACCAUAGCAAACACACCUAGACCAGCUGCGCAAUCGUGGGUGUACUGCUGCUAUGCUUAG
Molecule: messenger RNA, 930 nt
Organism: Patiria miniata (bat star)
Lineage: Eukaryota; Metazoa; Echinodermata; Asteroidea; Valvatida; Asterinidae
Exons: 3
Coding region: 1-930 (309 amino acids)
Source: RefSeq, a predicted model, not a curated record